Prunus mume (Japanese apricot) is the source of this 486-nucleotide messenger RNA. NCBI's taxonomy places the organism in Eukaryota, Viridiplantae, Streptophyta, Magnoliopsida, Rosales, Rosaceae. The record is from RefSeq and is a predicted model, not a curated record.
AUGGUUGAGUUCGACAUGAUAGACCUUGGAAAAAUGAGAUAUUUACUGGGCAUUGAAGUGAUACAAGGUUUUGAUGGGAUCUUUAUCAGUCAACAAAAGUAUGCUCAAGAGGUCUUGGAGAGAUUCAACAUGGUUCAAUGUAAUUCAGUACUCAACCCCGUGGUUCCUGGUUUUAAACUCACAAAGGAUGAAGGAGGAGUCGAAGUUGAUAGCAUUAUUUACAAACAGAUGGUGGGAAGCCUCAUGUAUUUAAGAAGCACACGUCCUGAUUUAAUGUAUAUUGUUAGUUUGAUCAGUCAAUACAUGGAGCGUCCAAUUGAAGCUCACUUGUUGGCAGCAAAAAGGGAGGAAAGGUAUGUAAAAGGGACUAUUGAUUUGGGGAUAUCCUACAAGAAGGGAGGAAAGGAUGAGCUUAUUGGGUAUACAGACAGUGACUAUGCUAGUGAUCAAGAUGAUAGGAAAAGCACCCAGAUGUGUGUUGCUUAG